Molecule: messenger RNA, 1851 nt
Organism: Rhagoletis zephyria (snowberry fruit fly)
Lineage: Eukaryota; Metazoa; Arthropoda; Insecta; Diptera; Tephritidae
Product: glucose dehydrogenase [FAD, quinone]-like
Molecular function (GO): oxidoreductase activity, acting on CH-OH group of donors; flavin adenine dinucleotide binding
Source: RefSeq, a predicted model, not a curated record
AUGUCGCGUCGUUGCUCCGUAUUUUUGCUAAUCACGUUCCUGUUCGCUAGCGGCUGCGGUGUAUCGUAUGCACAAAGGGGUAAUAUUAUAACGGAUUUUUUCGAGUUUUUGCGACGUGGCCAAAAUGAUUUGAAUAUCGAGCAUGUGGAUGAUGGUGUGAGGUUACUAAAAGAGUAUGAUUUCAUAGUGGUCGGCGCGGGCACUGCGGGUUGUGCGCUAGCGGCGAGGCUCUCGGAAAAUUCUGCUUGGAAAGUGCUGCUAAUCGAAGCAGGUGGCCCGGAAAAUAUGGCCAUGGAUAUACCAAUACUUGCCCAUUUCCUACAACUCACCGAAAUCAAUUGGAAUUACCGGACGCAGCCGUCGAGUAAAUAUUGCCUCGCCAUGAAUAAUCAUCGCUGCAAUUGGCCCCGAGGCAAAGUCAUGGGCGGGUCGUCGGUACUCAACUAUAUGAUGUACACCCGCGGCAAUCGACGCGACUACGAUCGCUGGGCCGAGAUGGGCAACGAGGGCUGGAGUUACAGCGACGUUUUGCCUUACUUCAAGAAGUUCGAAGGAUCUACAAUCCCCAACGCCGAAAGCGACUAUGUAGGCCGUCAUGGGCCGGUCAAAAUUUCCCAUGCUGAUUGGCGUUCCGGCAUCUCCGAUGCUUUCAUAAAGGCCGCACAGCAGGAUGGAUUGAUGUACCGCGACUACAAUGGUCGCAUACAAACGGGCGUGUCAUACCUGCAGUCCACCACAUACAAAGGCAUGCGUUGGAGCUCCAAUCGCGCCUAUCUCUAUCCCAUCAAAGGCAGGCGCCCCAAUCUGUAUGUGAAAAAGAAUGCGCUGGUGACAAAAGUUUUAAUUAAUCCGACGACAAAGACCACAUACGGCGUAGUGCUGAGCACUGGCGGUCAAUCGUUUCAGGUGCGCGCACGCCGUGAAGUAAUUCUGUCGGCGGGUGCUAUCAAUUCGCCGCAGCUGCUCAUGAUAUCCGGCAUUGGGCCCGCACAGCACUUGCGUGAUAUGGGAAUCAAGCCAAUCGCGGACUUGGCCGUCGGUUUCAAUCUGCAGGACCACAUUGCACCAGCCGUUUCAUUUACCACCAACGUCAGCUCAAUUAAAACCGCAGACUACUUCGAAACACGAAACAUAAUGCAGUAUGUUGAAGGAAAAGGACUUUUCGGUCUGCCCGGUGCUGUGGAAACGAUCGCCUUUUGGGAUCUGAGCCACCCUGAACUGGAGGAUGGUUGGCCAGAUUUGGAAAUGUUUCAAUUAGGCGGCUCCUUCGAUGAGAAUCCAGCAACGCUGCGUGCUUUCGGCCUACAGCCGGACACCUACAAUACCAUGUUCGCAAAUGUCAAAACAGACGGUUUUAUCCUAUUUCCUAUGAUGCUACGGCCUAAGAGCCGCGGACGUAUAAUGCUCAAGAGCAGUGAUCCCUUCAAGUACCCGCUUAUGCAUGCAAACUACUUCGCACAUCCCGAUGAUUUGGAUAUCGCUGUGCGGGGUGUGCUCAAGUCCAUCGACUUGGUGGAGCGACCUGCUUUUAAGGCGAUCAACGCAAAAGUGUUGGAGCGCGUUAUGCCCGGCUGCGCUAAUCUGCCGUACAAGUCCCGCGCUUACUGGGAGUGCUACGUACGCCAUUUCACAUUUACCAUCUACCACUACUCAGGCACAACCAAGAUGGGACCGCGCAGUGAUCCAGCUGCUGUGGUGGAUGCGCGGCUGAGGGUGUACGGAGUGAAGAACUUGCGUGUAGUGGAUGCGAGCAUUAUGCCGGAGAUAAUUGCUGGACAUCCAAAUGGGCCGGUAUUUAUGAUUGCCGAAAAGGCGGCGGACAUGAUCAAGCAGGAUCAUAACUACGUUUAG